AUGGUAUUCACCUCUCCCUCACCCUCAACCCCUCUACCAACCAAGCCAGUUCAUGAACUCGCCUUUGGCUACCUGAAACAACACAUCAAAGACCGCCCAGAUCAGCCAAUUUACACCAAUUUUCACACUCAAGAAGACGUAUAUGGUCAAGAUAUCAUCGACCGUAGUACAGCUAUAGCCAAGUUUUUGCUAAAACUAGGCUUGACUAAAGGUGAUUAUGUUGUGACAGCGGUGGAAAAUGGCUGGGAGUACAUUUGUGUUAAUCAAGGAGCAUCGCUAAUUGAGACUGCUUUGAGUGGUGCCAAUCCGAUUUAUACUGAAUGUAAGUGCCUUGGCCUAAACAGCCCAAUAGUAGAAUUAUCUUGCCUUGCCUUGCCUUGCCUUGCCUUGCCUUGCCUUGCCUUGCCUUGCCUUGCCUUGCCUUGCCUUGCCUUGCCUUGCCUUGCCUUGCCUUGCCUUGCCUUGCCUUGCCUUGCCUUGCCUUGCCUUGCCUUGCCUUGCCUUGCCUUGCCUUGCCUUGCCUUGCCUUGCCUUGCUUUGCCUUGUCUUGCCUUGCCUUGCCUUGCCCUGUCCUGCCCUCCCAUACUCUUUUCAUUUUUCAGACGAGCUAGCCCAUCAAAUUACCCUAUGUUCAGCAAAAGUUGUCCUAGUCCAGGACUAUGUAGUGCCACGUAUUCUUAAUAUAAUCAAUAAAUGCCCACAAAUAUCUACUAUAAUAUACGUGGGCAACAUAAAACCAACAACUACCAAAAACAUUAUUAUUAUCAACAUUCGUGACAUUAUCAAUGACAAAGCCUAUAAGAACAACGACCCUUUGCCUAAAGUUGAAAUUGAUAUAAAAACCGAUGUGUUUACCCUACCAACGUCGAGUGGCACUACUGGUCUACCGAAAGGGGUUAAGGUGACCCACUUUGCUAAUGCUUUUAUUUUUGAAAACUUUGUGAAUCAUUUCACAAAUAAUAUUGGAAAAAAAAUUGAAAAUGACUGGAAUUGGAGAAAUGAGAAGAUAUUGCUUACUGUACCAUUAGGGUUUGUGUUUGGACAAUUCGUGAGCACCAUGUGUAUGUUCGCUGGCGCUAGAGGAAUAUUUGUUAAUGGUGGGGAUAUUCAAGACGUUGUUGAUGCUAUUGAUAAGUAUCAAGUAAGUUGCGGUCAAAAUAGAAAAACUAUUAUAAUUUGAAAAUACGUUACGAGUAGGCUAAAAGUAAAGCUAAAGUAAGGAAAAUUGUAGUAAGAUAAGGCAACACUAAGUUAGAAUAGGCCAAAAGAGCAAAGAGUAAUAAAGAAUAAGGUAGAGUAGAGUUGGGUAAAGAUAAGGUAGAGUAAAGUAGUGUCAAGUAGUAGAGAUGAGUAGGCAAGGGUAAGGCAAGAGAAGACUAGGGUAGGAAAAGUCAAGAGUAAGGCCAGAGUAGAACCAGAGUAGAGCAAGGGUAUAGCAAGGAUAGAACGAGGAUAUGGCAAGGGUGAAGCAAUAGGGUAGGGUAGAGUAGGGUAGGGUAGGGUAGGGUAGGGAAGGGUAGGGUAGGGUAGGGUAGGGUAGGGUAGGGUAGGGUAGGGUAGGGUAGGGUAGGGUAGGGUAGGGUAGGGUAGGGUGGGGUGAGGUAGGGUAAGCAACAACCACCAUGAAGUUUUGCCGUACUAAAGCACAAUUUCAGAUAACCCUCAACUUUGUAUCACCCCUAACCUUAGUCCAGCUAAUACGAUACAAAAAGGAGCAUCCAGAGAGUUUAAAGAGUAUCAAAACCUUAUUUUCGUCUGGAGGCCCAAUAAAAGAGCAAGUAGCUGCCGAUGUAGCCAAAUACUUUCCUUAUGUCAAGUUAGCCGGACAGUUAUAUGGACUUACUGAAGCUAUGUGUAUAUGUGUGCAUGAUGCUGUAGUAAGAGGUCCCCUGACUUCAGUAGGGCGGAUCAUGAGCAAUGCUGAACUUAGAGUAGGUUUUUGAGCUUGGUAUGAUUUUUUUUUGCAAAAGCACCCCUUAAAAAAUAAAAAAAAUUUUUUUUUACCCCGCCUUAUGAAGAUAGCUCCUCUGCCCCUCAAAAACGUUUUUCACCAUUUUUCUUUCCUCCCGCCUUUUCUAAAUCUAUUUUCUACAAAACCACCCCUUAAAAUAAAAAGUGUUUUUUUUUCACCCCGCCCUUCAAAAAUAAGUUCCAUGCCCCUUGGCCUAUAAACUUUGUUUACCAUUUACCACCACCACCCCUUCUUCUUCAAAAUGCUUGACAAAACCACCCCUUACAGUUUUUUUCGCACCCCCUAAAAAUAUUUUUUUUACCCCGCCCAAAAUCCUUUUCCUAUACUAAAUCUAUCCACCCAACAGUAAAAAGUACUAAUCAGCACCUAAAUGUAGAUCGUCGACCCAGAAACCAGCGCCGAGCUAACUAUCAACCAGCCCGGAGUAGUCCAAGUCAAAGUUCAUACCCACACAAUUGGCUACAUCAACAACCCUGAAGCCAACAAAGACCUGUUCACUCCGGAUGGCUUCGUAGACACUGGUGAUAUUGGUUACCUAGAUGAAAGAGGCUUCCUGUUCUUGGUUGAUCGCAAAAAAGAAAUGAUUAAGGUUGGCGGAAAACAGGUAUCACCAUCAGAGCUAGAGGAUAUCUUGAUGAGUAUACCUGGUGUUAAAGACUGCGCUGUGGUAGGGUUGCCGGACCCGGUUACUGACGAAAGAACUACUGGAUUUGUGGUCAAAAGUAAUUCAAGCUUGACAGAGAAGAAUUGUCUAGAGGCUGUUAAUAGUGAGUUUGAAAUUUUUUACUUCUUAUACAGUAGUCUCUCUAUAUAGCGGACCAUCUGUAUAAGCAACUCUUCUUGUAGUAAACAAGAAAUUUGGUCUCGCCAACUCAAUUUGCACCAAAAAGUCUCUCUGUAAAGACAACACCCCUUAUAGUAAACACAAAAUGUCGGUCCCUUCGGGUUGCUUAUAUCGAGAGAGUACUGUAUAAAUGGUCUUUCUAUAUAGACCAUCUGUGUAAGCAUCUUUUUUCUAGUAAACACGAAAUUUGACCCCGCCAUGGUACUAAAAAUCAAUCUUUAAAGCCAACACCCCCUUUUAAAAGCCAAAACACGUAACCAACCCAAACUUUUUUGCCUACCAUCUUGCCUAUAUAGGGAGACUACUGUAUUUAUUUAAGUCGUACAUUACAGUAAUACUUUGGCAUUAAAAUCAGCUAAACCUUAGAAAACUGGUGAAGAAUGCCAAACCUAUAUAUCAAGAUUUUCAAGUAAUUCUAGGCCACCAACCUAAUUUUUUGAAAAGAAGCACAGAAUUACUUGAACAGCCUAAUGAUUAUCUUAUACGAGCAUCUAAACAUAUGCAUUUUUUUAUUUUUAAAUUUAAAAUUUUAGUCAAGGUAAACGAAUUCAAGCAAAUAACAGGAGGAAUCUAUUUCCUAGACGCCAUACCCAGAAACCCAAACGGCAAGCUUUUGCGACGGAAAAUCAAAGAAAGGUUUGAUGAGAUCGCCAAAACUAAACCUUCUUGUACAUAA
Messenger RNA from Bursaphelenchus okinawaensis, 3492 nucleotides. Lineage: Eukaryota; Metazoa; Nematoda; Chromadorea; Rhabditida; Aphelenchoididae. The record is from the annotation of a GenBank genome assembly.